UGCAACUCCCACAAUGCCCAGCAACGUGUCAAGAUGGCAGCGUCUAUCAGAAGGUAAACUUGAAACGAGAAAACGCAUAUUUUAUCCAGGUACGAGCAGAUCCCGUCCAAUUUGAACCAGUAGAGCAUUUACCAUGAGGCUGCUGCUUACAGCUAUCAAGAAAUUCAGAAAUAAGUCGCUGCUAUGUCGCCGUGCGGGCCUAAGCUCCGUUUCUAAGUGUUCCGAAGACUCAGGCCAUAGAGCUGAUGCUGGGCGGCUGUUGCUGUGCGGUUCAUCUUCGGUCGUGCUGGAGAGAGUGCGCGAACACGUCGAGGUGCGUGAGGACUUCAUCAGCGAAGACGAAGAGCGAGCCCUCCUGACAGAGCUUGAACCUGGACUAAAGAAGAAACGAUACGAGUUCGAUCACUGGGAUGACGCGAUUCACGGUUACCGGGAGACGGAGCGUCUGCAGUGGAGCGCCACGUGUGAGGUUGUGCUGGAUCGAGUCAGAGGUGUGGCAUUCCCCAAAGACAGUGCGCUGCUGGGCCCAGUUCACGUCCUUGACCUGGACAAGGCAGGCUACAUAAAACCACACAUCGACAGCGUUAAGUUCUGCGGCAGCACCAUCGCAGGAAUAAAUCUGCUGUCUGAAAGCGUCAUGCGAUUGGUCAAGGAGGGCGAUUCCACUGAAUGGCUGGACCUCUUGCUACCCAGGCGGUCGCUGUACAUUCUCAGGGACCAGGCCCGAUUCAGCUACACCCACGAGAUCCUGAAAGACGAGGAGUCGUUCUUCUCGGGGAGGAGAGUACCCCGCCACCGUCGCAUCUCCGUCAUCUGCAGGAACCUCCCCGCCUAAAUCAAGGGAGUGCAUGGGGACACAUUUCACUGCAACACGAGUGGAACGGAACGCUGGGGACACGUUUUACUGCAACGCCAGCGGAGUGGCUCUUCGUUAGAUCUCAUUGGCUGUGUGCUAAUCGUACCUUAAUGCCAAAAGGGAGUGUUUGCACAAACUGGUGUGAUUAAUAUCUCAAUACAAUUAAUAUGUAUUUGUAGUAUGGCUAGGUUUUGCACAGUUGGACUGCGUCAUGACAUUAUGGUGCCUGUCUAAUUCUUUUUCAAUUUUCUUUUGCGAUUGAGUUCAUUGGAAAAAUUGAAAAUAUUUCAGAAAUGACAAGAACCGGGUUUGAGAUUGCAAAAGAAUCAUAAACACUUUUGUAAGGAGUCUUAUGAGAGGAAAGUCGCAUUUUAUUAUGUCAUGUAAUGACUGGACGCUUUUGCACUUGUUCACCAAUGGACAUGGAAGGGCUUUUCUACUGCCAGUCUGGAGACUUUAUACACAGUUUAUCUGAAAUAAUCACUCAGAAAAAAAGUCAAGCAUGUUCGUCAGCUUUAAUGAGAGCUGUGUAAUCGUACAUCGCAAUAAACAAGAUGAAAAAAAUAAAUUACAACAUGGCGCAAAACGUGUUACAAAUAAAUAAAUAAUUUAUUACAUAAA
Molecule: messenger RNA, 1477 nt
Organism: Conger conger (European conger)
Lineage: Eukaryota; Metazoa; Chordata; Actinopteri; Anguilliformes; Congridae
Gene: alkbh7
Product: alkB homolog 7
Exons: 4
Coding region: 134-835 (233 amino acids)
Biological process (GO): fatty acid metabolic process; DNA damage response
Cellular component (GO): mitochondrial matrix
Source: RefSeq, a predicted model, not a curated record